GGUUUACGGUUGUAGUGGGAAAAAAAAUUAGUUCUAAUAGCAUGCAUAGCAUUUUAACCGGGUGUGCAGGUGUAGGUCGAUUAUUAAUGCCUUCAGGUUGAGACAGGUGAAUCUAUCGACAGCAGACGUUCUUGACUCGAUUACACCGCACUCCACGUACAAGUUUGUUUUAAAAUGGCGGCGGAAGCGACGAAACAGUUGAGGAAGCGCUGUUGAGAGAAGUGAGUUGGCGUCAGCGGCAGCAAGUGCACUCUGAGGAAGAGAGGUGGUGCGACGUGGUGUUUGUGUUUACCGGCCGCUUGUUUUACCUCCUCCCUCCACCUGUAGUGACUUUAUGUGACAGCGGAUGACCUCCCUCCAGAGCCGUUUGUGUGGAGGAGCCAUGGGGGCGAUGGUGGAGCCGCAGUAGCCCCAGCAUCAUCAUGGAUCUCUCCAAGCGGAUGCUACCUGGCAUCCACCUGUAGCGUCCACCGGCUGCGGCAUGGCAAACCCGAGCCUCGGCCCACAAAAACAGAUGGACGGCCGCUCUGGGGUGUCUGCUGGAGUCGUUGUGAAGAACGGAUCUUUGGGCAACAAAUCAAGCGCCUCCAACUCGUACGACAAACCCAGCUGUGCUUUAGGCAGCGAGCUGGUCCUGCCCAGCUACAAGCCGUCCUGCUCCUCCACUCCCAUCUACUACAGCAGUCCCCAGAAAAACUGCUCCGACUUGGACCCGGACCGCCACAGUUUGACCUCUCAGGACUCGGGGAUCCCCACUCUGGAGAUCAACCCUCCAGACCACGGCCACCAUCACCCGGGAGACGCCGCCGAAGACUGUCCCGCCACUUUACCUCUGGACGAUAACCCGGCCGACAACAAUGGCAUGCACAGGUCCUCCACCUUCCCCCGCAGCGGCUACGACUCCGUCCGACACUUCAGCCCCACCGUCAGGCUGACGGCCGCGUCGGGACUGAGCGUGGGGGGCGGAGCCCUGAACCGCAGCGACGACAUCUCGGUGUGCAGCGUGUCGAGCAUGAGCACCGAGCUGUCCGUCUCCAACGAGGACAUCCUAGACUUCACCGUCACUUCGGACUCCAGCGCCAUCGUAACCCUGGAAACGGAUCUCAGUGGCUCGGCCCACUUCUCGGACGUGGCGCUGUCGUCGCCACUACCGGGAGAUUUCCGGAGUACCGGGCGAGGGCGUCCGGGGACGGGCGGCAUGCAGCUGGACGAUGGAAAGCUCAAGAAACUGGGAGCUUUUUCCAAUUUGUUCAACAGGAACCUGUUUGCCAAGAAAGUGAAGGACAGUAAUCCCGCGGAGCAGAAAGAUCCGGGUUGGAAGCUGUUUGGGAAGCUCCCGCCCCGGGAAGGCCCCCUAAAGGACCCCAAGAAAAUCCAAAAGGAAUAUGAAACAAAGAGUGGCAAAGCUGGACCUGGCAACCCGACAUCCCCCAGGCAGGGAGUGAGGAAGAACCUGGACUUCGAGCCCCUCUCCACCACCGCGCUCAUCCUGGAGGACAGACCUGCUAAUCUGCCCGCCAAACCUGCAGAGGAGGCCCAGAAACACCGACAGCAGUAUGAGGAGAUGGUGGCCCAGGCCAAGAAGAGAGAGCUGAAGGAAGCUCAGAAAAGGAAGAAGCAGCUGGAGGAUCGCUGUAAGCUGGAGGAGAGCAUCGGCACGGCGGCCCAGAUCUGGAACCAGGAGAUCCUACCCAACUGGAGCACAAUGUGUACGUCCCGGCGAGUGAGAGACCUCUGGUGGCAAGGCAUCCCUCCAAGUGUCAGGGGAAAAGUGUGGAGCCUGGCUGUGGGCAACGAGCUGAACAUCACACAUGAGCUGUAUAACAUUUGUCUGGCCCGGGCGAAGGAGAAGUGGAGAAGCACAGCAGUUCUCACCACUGACACCGAAGACGUUUUAGAUUCUUCGGACCGCGAGUCGAGCCUGGAGCUCAUCAAGCUGGACAUCUCCAGAACUUUCCCCCAACUGUGCAUCUUCCAGCAGGGCGGGCCUUAUUAUGACGUGCUGCACAGCAUUCUGGGAGCGUACACGUGCUACCGGCCAGACGUCGGCUAUGUGCAGGGGAUGUCGUUCAUCGCCGCUGUGCUCAUCCUCAAUCUGGACACAGCCGACGCCUUCAUAGCUUUCGCCAACCUGCUCAACAAGCCCUGUCAGAUGGCCUUCUUCAGAGUCGACCACAGCCUUAUGUUGACGUACUUUGCAGCGUUUGAAGUGUUCUUUGAAGAAAAUCUACCAAAGCUCUUUGCACAUUUCAAGAAAAACAACUUGACUCCUGAUAUUUAUUUAAUUGACUGGAUCUUCACACUGUACAGCAAGUCUUUGCCACUGGACCUGGCGUGUCGCGUGUGGGACGUGUUCUGCAGGGACGGCGAGGAGUUCCUGUUCCGCACGGCGCUGGGCGUGCUGCGCCUCUACCAGGACGUCCUGACCUCCAUGGACUUCAUCCACAUGGCUCAGUUCCUCACCCGGCUCCCUGACCUCAUCCCCCCUGAGCAGCUCUUCCAGCACAUCGCAGCCGUUCACAUGACCAGCCGCAACAGGAAGUGGGCCCAGGUCCUGCAGACACUGACAGAGCAGAAGAGAUCCGGAGCGAGGCUGUCCGGAGCCGAGGCGCUGAGCUGAGGUCAGAGGGAAGGUCACACACUAAUCCACUCAGAUCCCCUCCAGCUUUCAGGGCAUCCUGCACCUGAAAGAGACAGAGACACCCCCUCCCCCCCACCUCACAUCAACUUAUGGGGGAGAAGUAAACUACUGUAGCUGCUGAGAUGGAGCUCUCCUUCGUGUUGCCGCUCAGACCCUAAACCAGCAUCCUAAAGGAGGGUCUGCCGGUCAGGAAGCACCGGGAGGUGAAAGGAAUACGAGGCCUUAUUUUCCUGUUUUACUCCCCAACACCCACCAUGAAGCCCAGCAGUGAACUGGAAACUGUAGCUGGGAAACUGUGAAGAAUGUAUCGCACUCCCACCGUCAUGAACACCAGGCUGAGUCAGAUCUCCUCAGGCAGAGGGAGGAAACCACAGAGGUACCACUGAAGUUCCUCCACCAGUCUCUCCACCCGGCGCCGGGUCCUCUGCUGUCGGCUACCUGAACCGCGUUCCACUCGUCUUGUCUCUUUCUUCCUCUGGUUACCGUAACGAGAAUCACAAAGCCCUUUUUAUUAUUUUUUUUAUUUUUAUUUUUUUCCCCCAGAUGUGUACCAGUCAGGGAACAUCACUCUUAUCUUUAAUUUCCACUCUUUGCUUUCAAAAAGGCCAUGCUUGUUUAUAAUGUGGCCAGUGGAUUCUGUUUGCACAUCUAUCAUUCCCUCAUGGUGUGUGUGUGCGCGUGUGUUUUAUUUAAUUAGUCAGGCUUGUUUUCUGAAUCAUUCCAUUCUGUCGCGCUAAAAUCCACCAAGCUGCUACUCGAUCACAUGCUGACUCUGCAGCUUCUAUCCAACAUGCAAGUAAUGAGAACUCUUCAUCGAGGUCGUAUUAUAAGCUGCCUGGAAAAUUCUUUUUAUUUUUGCAUCAAUGAAACUGGGUUAACUUAAAAAAAAGUGGUGAAGUUGGUCUAAACACUGCAGAUGUUGAUUUCUUUUUCAUGCUUUUAAUGUGUUGGUGGUACAUUUCAGCUUUGUAGUGUCCUGGAGUGUGAAGUCUUUUUGUGCGGUUAUUUAAUAUUUAUCGAAAAUGUGAUGAGACAUACAAUUGAAAUGAAGGAUGUGGCGAAGUUCCUCCUCAGCAAGUGAGAGGAGUGUGAACAUGUUGCAUCAGACAAGCCGACACGUGUAACUAUGUUUUACUGUUGAGACGGAACCGGUUUACUUGAUUUACUAAGUGAUUGAAGAAACAUUUUAUUAGUCUUUGUUAAAAUUUGUCCAGAUAGCUGUGAUAGUAAAAUAUGAACUCUGUAUUCUCAAGCAAGAUCUGCAGUUUUAGUGUGCAAGUUCUGCCUAGCCGAUACUGUAAAUUCAAGAAGGAGCCGUCGGAGGCUGAUGGUGACAGUUUAAGAGCUUUAAUAUAAAGUAUAAUUCAUGUCUGAAGCUGCAAUAUGUCAUUGAUUUUUAAACAUGAAUGCAUGAAUUGAUGAAGUUUCCCAACAAACUAUUUUUCUUACAUUUUAUUUUAGCACUUUCUUCCAUGAGGCAUCCAUAUUGGAUCUUGAAGUUGCAGCUGGGGAGGCUCCUCCCACUUUUGGAACAGGCUCCAAUACAUUUUGAAGAACACUUGUAGACAUAGGCUACUGUAAGUUUCUCACAGUAUGUAAGUAAAAACGAGAAUGUUAUUCCUGCUGUAAAAUAAUAUGACAGAUUAUUGCAGUCAGGGCCGGAUUUAGAAGUACAAGGGCCCAAACUAGUUUUGGUGCCAUAGAAAAAAAAAUCUAACUCAUGCAAAUUACAGAGCAUAAUAGAUCCUGUGUAUGUCUGCAGAUGACUCCAUUUUGGCCCCAAAGUGAUUGGUUUCAAAUAUUUGAGAAGUUUAAAUUAAUAGAAAAAAACACGGCAUGCAAAAUUAGUCCACGACCUUAAUAUGAGGUAUGAUGUUUGCGAAAGACGCAAAGUACACACAAAAAAGUGUUUUGUUUUGGGUGGGGGGUUUGAGGAGCCCUGGGCUACUGCCCAUGUCGGCCCUUUCUAAAGUCUGGCUCGAAUUGCAGUUACAGUUUGUCAGCCAGUUUGUCUUUAAAAGUGAGGGGAAGGUGUAGCUCUUAACUGGAACUUUAUUAAAUUAUACUUUUUUUUUUUUUCUUUAAGUGUGAGUUAAGAAGCUGUGAAUUCUUGCUUUAAUACCAGAAACUUUCCCCCACCUAAACACACAUUAACACACUACACGGCUGCUCCUGGUUUAAACUCUGCUGCUCCAAAGCGCAGCAGGAUGAGUUCAAAGUACGACUGGCUGUAAAUGUCUUGGAUGUUGGGGAUCAGAUGUUGGCUCUGCUUUAGUCAGACUUCUGUGGCCUUCACAGUGGAUUCACACUGUGGUAAACGUGUCAUCCCAUCAUAACCAGGUGACGCCUGCAUUUAUAUUGCCGCCAUCUGUAAAGUUAAAGUAAGGACCACAUGAAACACCUAAAAAUUUAUUUCUUGAAACUUUUCUUUAUUUUAUUUUUUUAAGCCCCAAUUUUAAUCUAAUCAGGUUGAAAGCAUAGAAAUCUGAUUGGAUCUGAAGGUCAACUGUGGAUAAAAUUGCCGUUUCCUCUUGCUUGUUUUGCUGCUGAUUUUUUAUUUUUUUAUUUUUUGAGGCUACUUUUGUUUUCUGUGAAAAUCUCCUCUCAGUGGGACCGCGCUCUCUAAGUACACCGAAGUCUUGAGAUGACUUGAAACCAAAAAUCGGUUCUGACUUGUCGGAUUCUUCUCACUCAUCUUUUGGCUGUCUCCAGACAGUUUUCUGUUUCUUUUCUGCUUUCACAUCAUCAUCUUUCUGCACUUCACCCUCCCUCCCCUCCACCCACCAUUCAACUCCUCCACUGUGGUUUUUUUAAAAAACCACACAGGACUGCAAUAAAGCUUUUUGCACAAACAUGUCAGUCUUUGCAUUGAGUUGUGUCUCGCAUCAUCACUUCAUGUCAUCGGUCACAGUUAAACUGGUUUCCGUCUUUUUGUUUUCGUGUUGUUUGCACUGACGUUGCCGUGCCGAUCUUUUCUCUGUAAUGCGUGCUUGUGGUAAGAAGGUAAUUGCUCAAAGAUGUUGGUUUCUAACAUGUUACAUUAAAGGUGAAACCUGGUGUUAUCUAUCAACACUAAUUGUCCUUUCUUUAAUCCAAAGCACUUAAAACACACAAAACCCCUCAAUCAUCAGUGUCACUUUCCUUGGCUCAGUAAUCGGGUUGAUUUGUUGGUUUUAUUUUAUAUCGUCACUUUUGUUUUGGUUUUUUCUUGAGACCUGUGUACUGUUGAGGACUGAGGGUCGACAUGCAACUGUAUCUCACUUGAAAAUGUACAUAAAUGAUGGUUUUAUCAUAAUAAAAAGCUGUACAUACCCUC
Poecilia latipinna (sailfin molly) is the source of this 5957-nucleotide messenger RNA. RefSeq names its product TBC1 domain family, member 14 (gene tbc1d14). The coding region runs from base 482 to 2620 and encodes 712 amino acids. Gene Ontology annotation, molecular function: small GTPase binding; GTPase activator activity. Lineage: Eukaryota; Metazoa; Chordata; Actinopteri; Cyprinodontiformes; Poeciliidae. The record is from RefSeq and is a predicted model, not a curated record. The transcript is spliced from 15 exons. Gene Ontology annotation, biological process: regulation of GTPase activity.